This is a messenger RNA of Drosophila elegans, 4310 nucleotides long. It is a transcript of the gene Tep1, whose product is annotated as CD109 antigen. NCBI's taxonomy places the organism in Eukaryota, Metazoa, Arthropoda, Insecta, Diptera, Drosophilidae. The transcript has 9 exons. Bases 75 to 4166 code for a protein of 1363 amino acids. Gene Ontology annotation, cellular component: extracellular region. Gene Ontology annotation, molecular function: endopeptidase inhibitor activity. The record is from RefSeq and is a predicted model, not a curated record.
CGCUUUCAAUUGAUCGGUCGCAAAAAAUCCAGUGCUCUUUUGGUGAAAAAAUAGAAACAAGAAACGAUUGCAACAUGCGGUUGAUUUUGAUUUCAAUUUUGCUGCACUGUGUGUUGUCAAUUAAUGCCGUUGGCAUUUAUUCCGUCGUGGGACCCAAGACAAUUCGACCCUACAGCUCAUACAAUGUGGCCGUGACCAUGCACAGUGCCCCUCGUCCCACCCAAGUGACCGUCAGCCUGAAAGGACCUUCGUUCAGUGAGAUGAAGAACGUGGAAGUUGCGCCCAUGUCCUCGCAAAACGUUGCGUUCGACAUAGCCAAAAUCACCGAUGGCGAUUACCAGCUCAAAGUUGAGGGUGUUGGCGGUGCUGUGUUCCAGAACUCCACCAGGCUGGAAUUCGCCGACGAUAAGAACUGGAUCUACAUCCAGACGGACAAGGCCACCUACAAGCCGAACGACACUGUGCAGUUCAGAGUGCUCUUCGUAGAUAGGAACACCAGACCUGCCACGAUCGACAAGCCAAUUACCAUCGAGAUCCACGACGGGGCCAAGAACAUGAUCAAGCUGUGGGAGGAUGUCAAGCCAACCAAGGGCAUUUUCACCGAGAAACUUCAACUGUCCGAUCAGCCGGUGCUGGGAAACUGGACGAUGACAGUCCGGAUCAAGGACAUGGCCGAGGAGACCAAGACGUUCGUGGUGGACAAGUAUGUGAUGCCGAAGUUCGAGGUCAACGUGAUAACCAAAAAGGAUGUGGUGCAUAGCCAGGGCUAUGUUAUGGCGACGAUAGUGGCCAAGUACACCUUCAGAAAGCCGGUCAAGGGCACAGUCGUCUACUCGAUCGAGGGCAGUGGAAUCGAGGAAACCGUGCCCAUCGAUGGAUCUGUGAACGUGGAGCUUCCCUUUGCGGCAACGGCCAAGAGUCCUCUGAAAAUCACUGCCAUUGUUACGGAGGAACUGACGGACCUCAAGCACAACGGCACUGCCUACGUAUCGGUCCACCAGCAUCGCUACCAGCUGCAGGAAUACCAUUGGCCUACGACCUAUACGCCAGGAAUUAUUUAUAAUUUCAUCACUGCGGUCAAGAAUGUGGACGGUACUGCUGUUCAAGACCCCUCAAAGAAGGUUAGGCUUGACGUGUUGUGCUGUCAGGAUCGAAGGACCAUAGAAAGUGCCUUUCCUCAAGGCAUCGCCAAGCACAAAAUAAUGUUUCCCGAUAACUCGUGCCUAAGUUGCCUUGUGACUGCCAAGAUCGGAAACGCAGCCGAUAUCCAGCAAUAUACGUAUAAGCUGCACAAUUCACUCCAGAUCGAGGUUAUUACCAAAAAACCCAAACUGAGGCAUCCGCUGUCAAUCAAUGUUGUGUCCUCCAACCAUCUUCCCUACUUCAUGCUGGCGAUUGUCGCUCGGGGUAACAUCAUCUUCAGUCGAUAUAUUCGAGUGGAAGGAGGUCACAUGAACAAGACUUUGACAUUCGAGCCCAAGUUCGAUAUGGUUCCUCAAGCCACCCUUGUUGUCUACUACGUUGUCAACGGUGUUUUGCGCACCGACGAGAAAACCAUCAAUGUCGAGAAGGACUUCGGCAAUACGAUUGAAAUUUCCGCACCGACAGAUGCAAAGCCCAAGGAGAAUGUGAGUCUCAGGGUGAAAACCGAUCCCCACUCCUUCGUUGGUCUCCUGGGAGUAGACAUGAGUGUGGAUCUGCUUAGAUCUGGCAACAACCUCAAUCGGGACCAAAUAUUGAACAACCUGCUUAAGUACUCGACCGACGUGGUGACCCUAACCAAUGCAAAUGCCGACAUCGGUAACGUCAACUUUGGUUGUUACACUGAUCCUGGCAGCAGGGGUUGUACUGUUUCCCCUCCCAGUCGCAGCGGAGAUAUGAAAGGUCCGGCCGGCGGAAAGAACAUGCCUCCUCCAACUGCCGUUGGAUCAUCCAGUGCGCAAGAUUCAACUCCACCAGUUCGCAAGCUGUUCCCUGAAACCUGGUUUUUCGAAGAUGUAUCAGACGUGGGUGCCAAUGGCGAAUUUAAAUGGGAUAAGGUGGUGCCCGACACCAUGACCACUUGGAUGAUCACUGGCUUCUCGCUGAACUCCAAUACGGGCCUUGCCGUAACGCGAAGCGAAUCCAGAGUUCGCGUGUUCCAGCCCUUCUUUGCCACCACCAAUCUGCCGUACUCCGUGAAACGGGGUGAGGUACUCGCCGUUCCCGUGAUCGUGUUCAACUACCUUGACAGGGCAGUUCGGGCGAAGGUGUCGAUGGACAACUCUGAGAAGCAUUACGAGUUUAUCGAGGCCACCAGUGCGAAUGUGACGAAGGAACUGCAGCAGCUGCGAAGGGAAAAGUAUCUAUCGAUACCCGCCAACACCGGACGAAGCAUCUCGUUCAUGAUCAAGCCCACGAAGGUGGGACUGAUCACGCUGAAGAUCACCGCCAACGGAGGUCGAGCAGGGGAUGCCCUCCAUGAGAUCCUAAGAGUGGAGCCCAAUGGCGUAACAAAGUACGUCAACAAGGCCGUGCUGGUCAACGCUCGAGGGCGCAAUCGUCGUAGCGCGAGGGAAGGUUUGGGGCUGGGGCUGGGACCGUUGGAGAAAACCCUUAAUGUGGAGCUACCCGAUGAUGUUGUAGAGGGCUCAACAUCCUUGGUGUUCAAUGUGGGCGGCAGCAUCCAGGCGCCCCAGCUUGAGCAUCUGAACGGUCUGGUUCGGUCGCCUUACGGCUGCGGCGAGCAGAACAUGAUGAACUUUGUGCCCAACAUCCUGGUCUUGAGGUACUUGGAGGCCAGGAACCUCACAGAUGCCGAGGUAUCGGUGCCGGCUAGGACAUAUUUGGAGACCGGCUACCAGAGGGAACUGACCUACAAGCGUAAUGACGACUCAUUCAGUGCCUGGGGCCAAAAUGAUCGCGCGGGAAGCACUUGGCUAACCGCCUACGUGAUCCGAUCCUUCCACCAGGCGGCUAAGUUCGCAUUCAUCGACCCCAACGUCCUGACAAGAGGCCUUGAAUUUCUCGUGUCCCGACAGAAUCCCAAUGGCGAGUUCCCCGAGCUCGGCAGGGUCAUUCACAAUAACCAUGGCAGCCCCUUGGCACUUACCUCAUUCGUCCUGUUGGCUUUCUACGAGAACGAGGAGACCAUGUCCAGAUACCAGAGCGUGAUCAGCAGGGCCGUUCAGUUUGUGGCCCGGAAGGUGGAUGAGUCUAACGAUCCGUACGAUCUUGCCCUCGCCGCCCUGGCACUUACAUUGGCCAAACACCAGAAGGCGCAGCAGGUUCUGACCAUGCUGGAAAGCAUGGCAAAGCGGAAUGGCGACCAAAAGUGGUGGACCAGGUCGGACAAUAGUGUUAGCAACGAUGUCGAGAUCACCGGCUAUGUGCUGCUCGCUCUUCUAGAGAGUGAUACAUCGGAAUCGACCGACAAGAUUGUCAACUGGCUGAUUAGCAAGCGAAACAGCAACGGAGGAUUCUCCUCGUCCCAGGACACGGUCGUUGGCCUCAUGGCCCUGACCAAGUACGAGAUCCACACCCACUCACCGAUUGGAGCGAUCGACAUAAACUAUACGUUUGGGAACAAUCGAAGAACUAUAAAGGUUACGCCCCAAGAGGAAACGAAGGUGCAGUCCCAUCCUUUACCAAGAGACACCCGUGAUGUGAGUUUUUCGUCCUCGGGCCGAGGUCAAGUUCAAGUCCAACUCUCGUACCGCUUUAACGUGGACACCGAGGAGAAGAGUCCCAGCUUCAAGCUGACGACAAUGGCCAAGAAAUCGGACAACCAACGCCUGGUCCUGGACAUCUGCGGCGAGUACACUCCCGUUGAAGCCUCCGACAUGGGCAAGCCCACGAACAUGGCGCUAAUGCAGAUCCAGCUGCCAUCCGGCUACGUGAGUGAUCCCGAGUCCUUUGCGAGCAUCCAGGCCAUCGCCCAAGUGAAGCGCGUGGAGUCGAAGAGCCAGGACACCGAGGUUCACAUCUACUUCGAGCAGCUGAGGCCCAACGACCGCAAGUGCCUGACCGUAAAGGCGAUCCUCACCCAGCAGGUGGCCAAUUUGAGGCCGUCGUGGGUACGCCUCUACGACUACUACGUCAUGGAGCGCAGUGCCACGGAGUUCUACAACGUGGACACUUCCCUAUGCGACGUCUGCGAAGGCGAAGACUGCGGAAGCGGAUGCUAGAGUGGUUCAACCAAAUGCAUGAUGUUGUAUAUACCUGCACUUAGGAAAACCGUUAAGAGUAAUGGUUAUAUAAUAUUGUGUACCAAAAUGCAUUCAAUGUCUUAAAAAGUCUAUAUCACUAAAUAAAAUGAUUUAUUAAAGGAA